Molecule: messenger RNA, 5979 nt
Organism: Sinocyclocheilus grahami
Lineage: Eukaryota; Metazoa; Chordata; Actinopteri; Cypriniformes; Cyprinidae
Product: YLP motif-containing protein 1
Exons: 22
Coding region: 257-5617 (1786 amino acids)
Biological process (GO): regulation of telomere maintenance
Cellular component (GO): nucleus
Source: RefSeq, a predicted model, not a curated record
GCGGUAGAGGGAAAAAAAUGCGAUGACAGACGCAUGCUCGUCGAGAAAACAGCGUUCAGACUAUAAUUAUGAAUAUAAACAUCUUAUGUUUUGCACAUUUGUGAAGAUAUAUUAAUUUUUUUAAAAACUUUCGUAUGAUAGUUAGAGCCUGGCUAAUAAGUGCGACCAUAUCUGCGAACAGUACUAGCGAUAAGUAACCGGCUUUAUGCGAUCAGGCGGCUAGGCCUUGCCUGGCCCGCAGUGUCUCGGUUCAAGCAUGCAUCCCUCCUGGGGCGGUUACGGAGGUGGACACCAGCCUCCUCCACACUUCGGCCCGCGGCCUCAUCAGUUUAGGGAAGCUCAGCCUCCAGCAGCAGCAGCAGGAGGAGGAGGAGGAUUGGGGGGAUAUGGCGCUCCGUCUAAUUUCUCUAGUUUACAAGAACAGCAUUUACAACAAAUGCAGCAGUUGCAGCAGCUCCAUCUGAAGCAGCUGCAGUCGGUGCUGCAUCACCCCGGCAACGCCGCCAGCGGCAGCGGGCCUCCGAACUGGCAAGCCGCACCGCCCAACAGCUUUCAAGAUCCAUCCGCUCUAAGAGGUCCCGCUGGCCCCCCUCAGCCUCAGCCUCAGCCUCAGCCAGCAGAAGGGAAACCUCCAGCUCCCGAGCCUUCAUCAUCUUCAUCGCCUGCAGUGAAGAGCCUCGCUCCAGCACCUCAGGUUAGCGAAGCCAGUGCGUUGGUGGCGGAUGAAAAGCCCGACUUUUCGUCGAUGUCUCUGCAGGAGCAGCAGGAAUAUUGGUAUCAGCAGCAUCGUCAAAAUUUGCAAAAGCUGAAAAACGAGAAGGCGAAGCAGAAUCAAAGUUCAUCUAAUGGAAACAAUGCUCCUGCUCCACUUCCUCCAAUUGAACCCCCAAAGAGCACACCUCCUCCCCCACCUCCCAAAGAAGAACCCCCUCCUCCCCCACCACCGGAGGAAUCAAAGCCCAGUGGCAUCACUGAUACAGGAGACCCAGCUGAAGCAGCACGUCUUCAACAGCUGCAGGCGGCAGCUGCCCAUUGGCAGCAUGUGCAGCAUCAAAGGGCCAGCAUUCAGUACCAGGCACUGAUGCAAGAGCAUGCUCAACUACAGCAGGUCCUGCAACAGUACCAACAGCUUAUUCAACAGCCAGCUCAUCUCCAGACAAUGCCCUUGGAGAUGCAAUUGCAGCACUAUGAAAUGCAGCAACAGCGAUUUGUUCCCUUGUACCAAGAGUGGGACAGGCACUUUAAUUUGUGGUUAGAGCAGUUUCAGGCAUACCCACACAAAGACCAGCUACAUGAUUACGAAGCCCAGUGGAGACAAUGGCAAGAGCAAAUGAAUUCAACUUCAGCGCAUCUGCAAGAGAGAGUCACAACUCUAAGAGCUAUGAAGCAUCAGUAUGGUACAGCUUCUUCGUAUGGGGGCAUGAUGGGACCAUAUGGGCAACACCGACUCCCCGGACCAAAUGGAAACACGCAUUUAGCCAGCCCAGGGCUUCCAUCAAUGCCUCCACCAGUUAACAUGGAUGCCAUGCCAGGACCUUCACCACAGGCCCCGCCACCUUCUGGACCGGUUAUUCCACAGGGACAACGUUUCCCAUCUUCUAGUUCAGAUUCUGUCUCUGAAACAGGUAAAACAGCUGGACCACUUGGACCAGUGGUUCGUCCUCCUCGACCUCCUGGGCCCCCUGGGCCUUAUGGAAGAUUUGAUGGCCCGAGGUUUGAAGGCCCCAGAGGCCCUCGGUUUGAACAGCCACCCCAGCAACGGUUUAGUGUACCACCUAGAUUUGACACUGGUCAGCGAUUUAACCGACCUCCCAGAGGUAUUCCUCCUCAUCCUGGGGCUCCAGCAAGACCUGAGAACCCCCCUAGGCAGAAUGCACCUACACGAUUUGAAAGACCCCCUGUACCUCCUCAACAACCAGGGUAUGGUGGGCAAUCCAGUCCUGUCCCUAGCAUUCAAACAAAGCAACUAUCAGCAAAACCUGAUGCACCACCAGUUGCUCCAUCUCAAAUGGGCCCAGAAAAAAACAAAAAUACACACAAUCAAAAUAACAAAAAAGAUGGUGCUGCUUCUGGUCCGUCACUGACAGAUGACGUCUUGGACUCAGUGGAUGGAUUUUUUAUUCAGAGUGGACCCAUUCCCCAAACUCAGGAUAAUACAUCUGACAAUACCAUUGCUGAUACUGCAAAGCAGGAUAAGUUAAAAGAAGAUACUACUAAACCAUUCCUACCUACAGAAAGUCCAAACACCACCAACAAAAACUCUCAGAAGUCGAGCUCACAACCUUCUAAAACCAACAAUGUUACUAACGGGCCACCACAACAAGCAAAGCCUCCUCAAAAUGAUAUGUUUAAACCUGAUACUCCUAAGGAGGCUCCUAGGGGGCCACAUGUGAUGAAUCAGACAGGCCCACCGCAGGUAACCCGAGGAAGGGGAAGGGGCCAAGGGCCAUUGCCUCUCAGAGGCAGGGACCGUGCACGUGGUCGAGGACAUUACGGAGGACAAAUGGUUGAUCCCAACUGUCAGAGAGAAAUUGUAUCAGAGGAUCCCUAUGACCAUCAGCAACCAGAUUCCAUAACGCACGGAGAGGACCAAGAUUUGGCUUGGAGAGACCCCUCUUUAGAAGGAUCUGGAGAAAUGGAGGACCAGGAAGCACCCCAUGAGAUGUGGCAUCCAGAGGAGGAACUCUUCCCAGAAGAGUACUAUGAAGAUCCUAGAGAGAGAAGACCUCCAGUGAGUCACAGGGAGCACCUAGAGAGCACUCAUCCAGAUGAACACUGGGAAGAAGAACGUCAGGAAUACUGGGAGGAAGAAGAUCCAUACUGGACAGAGAGAAGACCUCCCAUACAUGCUAGACCUCCUUUUCCUCCAGGUGCCCCCAGAAGACCCCCAUUCCAUCCUCGAUUUAUGCUACAUGGUCCAAGACGCCCCCCUACUCCUGGCCCUCCACAUGGACCUCCUCACAUGGGACCACGUGGGGUAAUGGGACCACGGUUCAGACGUGGUCUAGGCCCAUGGGGACCACCACCUCGCCAUGACAUGAUGGAGCGAGACAUGAGACAGCCACCACCUCCUCAUGAAAUCUUGGCAAGGGAACCAGCUGGACCCCUUGGAUAUGAAGAAGAAAUGGACAGAGAACCUGGAUGGACUCAUCCUCGUGGGAGGGGGCUGAGACGUCCUCCUUUACCUGCCCAUGAAAUAGCGAGAGCGAUUAGAAGACCUCCGAUGAGGCCCACAAUGGCAAGGGAGAGGUGGCAUGGCCUACCACCACACGAAGAAGGAAAUUAUGAGGAGGAAUACCCUUGUGGUGCAGAGGAUGAUGCGUACAGGAGGCCAACCCACGAAUAUCAUGAAGAUUAUGAACAAGACGAUGAGUAUUACAGUUCUCGUGAGGAAUGGGGCAGGGAGCAGCCUGACAGAGAAUAUCCACCAUGUCGUCCCCCAGAGCACAUUAGAGAUGAUCACUGGUUGGAGGGAAGAGAAAGGUCAUUCCCAUAUGAAGAUGAGAAUCGGUAUAGAGAGGAACGGAGAGGACCACCUUAUGCUGAUGAUCUACCUUAUCAAGAACAUGAUCGGGAGCCUCCUUAUCACUCUCGUUCUGAUUGGGAAAGGAUUCCUCCUCCACCCCCACCAGAGAGAGCUUACUCUCAUCCAGUCGGUGAAACGGAGCCCCAUUAUGAACACAACCCAGAGCCGCUAGCUGGCCUGCCUGCAUCUCAAGCCCUUGAUCCUCCAUUUGAGCGGUCUUCACCUAGUGCUACUAAAACCGUACUUGCUCUUUCUCAAAGGCAGCAUGAGAUCAUUCUCAAAGCUGCCCAGGAGCUGAAAAUUAUAAGAGAGCUCCAGGAAAACAAGUUGGUUUUGGGAGAAACUUCAAACCCAGAGUCAGCUGGGUUGCCUCCAGAAUUUCCCCCUGGAAUUCUUGGAUUGGAAAUUCCACCUGAGGUUAAAAGUGCUCUGCAGGCUACCAAUUUAUUGUCAGAAACGGGACAGACUAGUCAAACUUUGGAAGCUGGGUUGUCCCCUUCAACUCAAUCUACAGGCUUCCUUCAUUCUUCUUCAGCACCUGCCCCUACAGCCACAUUCAUUGCUAAAACAGUGGACUAUGGGCAUGGCCGGGAUGUUGGUGCCACAGUGGAAAGGAUUUCUUAUGGAGAGAGGAUUGUUUUGAGACCUACUCCACCGCCAUCUGAGCGACUUUAUGAGAAAGAACUGCUAGGCCACAGAGACCCGUACUAUGACAGAAGAAGUGACCCUUAUGGCGGUUCCAGAGAUUAUGACAGGGAUUGGGAGAGAGAUCCAUACAGAGAGAAGCCACCUCUGGAUUAUGAGCGAGACAGAUAUGAAAGGGACCGUUACCUGCGAGAAGAACGACCUCCACUUGGGCCUCGUCCAGGACACAGAGAGAGAGAAAGAGAUCAUCCAAGCCGCUCAAGCAGGGAUCGUGAGGUUUAUAACCGACCAAGCUAUGACAGGUCUUCAUAUGAAAGGAAUCUUGAGCAUUAUGACCAUGGAUCCUCAAGCUAUGGUAGUGAUCGAAGGAGUUAUCCAGAUGAGCGCCCUCCACCACCCACAUCACUUCCCCCUUCUGCUCCUGUUGCUCCCCCUCGUGUGGAAAAGAAACCAGAGACAAAGAAUGCUGAGGACAUCCUCAAAUCCCCAGGUCGAAUGACUCGGCCUGACAGGAUUGUGGUCAUCAUGCGUGGACUACCUGGAAGUGGCAAAAGUCAUGUCGCAAAACUUAUUAGGGAUAAAGAAGUUGAAUGUGGUGGUGCGCCACCCAGAGUUCUCGGUCUGGAUGACUAUUUCAUGACUGAAGUGGAAAAGGUUGAGAAGGACCCUGAUACCGGGAAGCGUGUCAAGAACAAGGUUCUUGAAUAUGAAUAUGAGCCAGAGAUGGAAGAUACUUAUCGAAGCAGCAUGUUGAAGACAUUCAAGAAAACACUGGAUGAUGGAUUUUUUCCCUUCAUAAUCCUGGAUGCCAUCAAUGAUAAAGUGAAGUAUUUUGACCAGUUCUGGAGCGCUGCUAAGACAAAAGGGUUUGAGGUAUACUUGGCUGAAAUCACCACUGAUCACCAAACAUGUGCAAAAAGAAACAUACAUGGAAGAACACUAAAGGAUAUUACAAAGCUGGCCAAUGGCUGGGAAUCUGCACCACCCCAUAUGGUACGACUAGAUAUCAGGUCUCUACUGCAGGACGCGGCGAUUGAAGAUGUGGAGAUGGAAGACUUCAACCCAUCUGAAGAAGAACCAAAAGCUGAAGUGAAACAGGAAGAUGACGACGAGACGGAUCUGGGAUACCUUCCGAAAAGCAAAUGGGAGAUGGACACUUCAGAGGCAAAGCUUGACAAGCUGGAUGGUCUGGCGGGUGGAGGCAAGAGAAAACGAGAAACUGAUGUGUCUGGCAUGGAAGACUUCCUUCAGCUGCCCGAUGACUAUGCCAGUCGCAUGUCUGAACCUGGCAAAAAGAGGGUGCGCUGGGCUGAUCUCGAAGAGAAGAAGGACGCUGACAGAAAGCGUGCGAUUGGUUUUGUAGUCGGUCAGACAGACUGGGAGAAAAUCACGGAUGAGAGCGGCCAGCUUGCUCAGAGAGCUCUCAACCGCACCAAGUAUUUUUAGGAGAUUUUGUAAUGACAUUUAUACAGCAUUUAUGGUCACCAGUUCAUGAAAUUCUUCAUUUCUAAAAUGUACUGCCUGAUGAAGAAAGAGCAACAUCUCUUCAGAAACUGGCGCUUAGUUGUUGGUCGAUCCCGUAGAACACGCUAUGGGCUUGGUGUAAUGUAAAUCCUUUUUUUGUUUUAGCCACAAUCUUAUUUUAAUAGCGUAAGCAUUGUGUGUGUGGUUUUGUAGCAGUGGUGCAUUUGAUUGUAGAUGUUACCCUUUCUUUAUUUUUAUUCCAUAGAUCUAAUGUAUUUGGCCCUGAAAAAUGAUUGUAGUUCACACACAUGUACACACUCAAUAAAGCUUACAAAACCGUCUCA